UGUUGUUCUGCUUGCGUUUGCUUUGCUGCUGUUAUUCAAUUCGGUUGUUUUGCUGUAAGUCUCUGCCGCGCAUUGCCAACACUUCGGCACGUUUCCGCCGCCUGUCUGAACGUAUAGGCUGUGCUGCUUGCUGCUUGCUGCCUGCGGCUUGUAGUGGGCUCUGAUUAUUUGGAUGAGGUCCAUUUGUGGUGAAGUUCAGUCUCAGCUUUCAUUCAUUCCGAUUCCAGCAUCCAAGCGUGUUUCGCCACUCCAAUCGCACACUCACUAACCGUUAAGCUUUUCUUAUCUUGUGUCCGUCUUGUGAAUUUUAUCUUCUUGUUGUGCAAGUGUAGUAGUAGUUGAGUUAUGAAACGCGUUCGCCGAUCAACAAAAUAAACGUGCAAUUAGAUUUGUUAACGAAAAGUGGCGUUUGUUAAACAAAUACAUAUGCACAUACAUAUGUUAAAUAUUAUAUUAUAUGAGUAAUAAAAAGCAUACACAAAACAAAAGUGUCGCCUGCAGACCAGCAAUUGCAAAUCUUCAAAGUUUGCCUAACAAUUAAUAAUAGUGUAAAAAUGCAUAUUUAAUAAAUUUUUUGCUACACUCAAGUACAUACACAUAUGUAUAUAAAUACAUAAGCCCAUAUAUACUGGUAUGUAUGUAUAUUGGCAGCCAAUCAAAUGCCCGGUAGCUAUUUUGACGUUUUGAUUAGUUAACUCGCUACACAAUUGUGUUUGUGUACUCUACCACAUUAUUGUUGAAAAAAAAAUUGAUUUAUUAUAAAAAUAAUUCUUAAUUUUACAACUUUUACUCUUGAACCUAUCGCAGCUUCUUUGCAACAGUGUUUCAUUGUGUUUGUGAAAGUUUUGAAAAUAAAAUAAAUAAGUAAAUGUUCUAAGUGUUUACGUGUUGGCGCGUUAUGUGCGGCUAUAUCCACCGAUUUGUUGUGAACUGAUUCAGUUAUUUGAUUUUUUUCGACCACGUUCGGGAAUAUACUUCUACAUUUCAAAGCACCACGAACAAUUUCUAAUAGGAAACUGUGUAGAUAGCGGCGACAAAACGGAUAUUUCACGAAGGCUUAGCUAAAUCCUGUGCCAUGAAGGAGAAGAGUAAAAAUGCCGCUCGCACUAGACGUGAAAAGGAAAAUGCGGAAUUCUUCGAACUGGCCAAAUUACUACCACUACCAAGUGCAAUUACAUCACAGUUGGACAAAGCGUCCAUCAUAAGAUUAACCACAUCGUAUCUGAAAAUGCGUCAAGUCUUUCCCGAUGGUCUGGGCGAGGCGUGGGGCACUUCACCGGCAAUGCAACGUGGCGCUAUCAAAGAGCUUGGCUCACAUUUGCUGCAAACAUUGGACGGUUUCAUAUUCGUUGUGGCACCGGAUGGCAAAAUUAUGUACAUCUCCGAAACGGCAUCCGUACAGCUGGGACUCAGUCAGGUUGAACUCACCGGCAAUUCCAUAUUUGAAUAUAUACAUCAGCACGAUCACGAUGAGAUGAACGCUAUACUCUCACUGCAUCCUUAUAUGUACCAAAACCCGGAUGCAUUUAUUAAUUCAUUACAUCUACCACAGAGCGGCAAUCCACCCACCGGCCAUGCGAACGUCAUCGGCAGUCCGAAUGGCAGCUAUGGCAAUGAUCGCGGUUCGCAAACGAUCGAAUUGCAAAAAUCCUUCUUCCUGCGCAUGAAGUGUGUGCUGGCGAAACGGAACGCUGGACUCACCACAUCUGGUUAUAAGGUUAUACACUGCUCUGGCUACUUGAAAGCGCGCAUAUUUCCUGACUAUGGCGACGGUCAUGGCGGUUACAUACAAAAUUUGGGCCUUGUAGCUGUUGGUCACUCUCUGCCUUCGUCUGCGAUAACGGAAAUUAAAUUGCACACGAAUAUGUUUAUGUUUCGGGCGUGUAUGGAUCUGAAAUUAAUAUUUUUAGAUGCGAGAGUUUCCCAACUCACUGGCUACGAACCGCAAGACCUCAUAGAGAAAACCCUCUAUCAGUACAUACACGUUGCGGACAUUGGAGCCAUGAGCUGCGCCCACCAAACACUGGUAUACAAAGGACAAGUCACCACCAAAUACUAUCGCUUCCUGACGAAGGGCGGCGGCUGGGUCUGGGUGCAGUCGUACGCGACUGUGGUGCACAACACACGCUCCUCGCGCACUCACUGCAUCGUCAGCGUAAAUUAUGUCCUUAGUGAACAAGAGGCCAAAGACUUGAUUCUCAAUGAAAUACAAACGGGUGUGGUUAAGAGCGAGCCAAUCAGCGCUUCGGCUGCGUUGACGCCAUCUUUGCAUGCGGCACACGCAGCUGCCGUCGUUACACACCCGGCGCUAAGCAAUGGCAUUGCCGUUGGCAGUACGCCGAGUUGCGCUGCGCUCAGCGUGAGUCCCAAACUGGACGCGUGUUUUGAGAGCGCUGGCGUACAUUUACCACCUAACGUGCUUACACCGGUGCUGACUGGCGGCAGCAGCAGCAGUGGUGGCGGCGGCGCCGGCAACGGCGUAGCGCACAAUAAUAACAACAAUAAUGCCUACAUGACGGGACAUAUAAUGCACACGCAACUGCCGCAUCAUCAGCACGCGCAUCUGCAUGCACAUCCGAACGCGCAUGUGCACGCACAGCACGCGCAUCAUCUGCAUCACGUGCAUCCGCAUGCGCAUGCCCACGAAGUGCCGCUACCACCGCAAACACAACACGAAAACCUCAAUUAUACAACGCUCUUCCCGCCGAUCAACGAUCUCGUGGUCACUUCAUCGACGCUCGGCCAUGAAAUGCAAUACCCGGACACAACCACCGGCCCCGGCUACUACGGCGGCAGUGUGGGCACGAACAAUAGCAAUAACAACUCGGGCAGUGAACACUACUACUACGAGGCGACGCCAUCAGCUACGUCACUCAAUCGACCGUACUCGGCGAAUUCCAAUAGCUGUUCCAGCAGCGCGGAAAGCGAGCGCCAAAUGUCCACCGGCAAUGCGUCGAUAAUAACGGGCAAUUCGCCACAGACGACGUACAGCGAGUUGAGUCACACAUUUGAAUUGCAUUACCUGUCGGAUAGCAGUUCGCAUCAACAGGCCGCUAUGGCGGGACCACCGACUACACAACAACAGCAGCAACCGCAACAACAUCACCUACAACCUAUGGAACAUCAUCAACACACGCAUCAUCACCAAACACAUCAGCUGCAACAACAAAACUUGGCGUCCAGUCACAUUGCCACGCUGCAACAGCCAGCGACGCCGCAGUCUCAGUCACAACAACAACAAAUGGAGCACCAGCAAAUGCAUCAGCAUCAUCAAACGACGCUGGUGGCACAUCAACUACAACAACACGAGCAUGAACAACUACAACAGCAGCAGCAGCAACAACAACAGCAUGAGCAUCUUGCCCGCUCAUUCGCCGUAGCCGUGGAGAAGGGCGUCAGCGUGCAGCCGCAAUAUACCAGCGUCAUUGUUGACCCCCAUCAUCAUUAUAUACCCAACGAUUUUGUACAUUAGCAUUUGCUAGCUGUUACGAUCCAGAGGAUCGCUGACAGUCAAGCACGUAUUGUGCUCUUAUUGGGGGCGCCUUGGGUGUCGUCAUGUUGCUAUGACCUUUUAACGGGUCACAGCGCAUUGUUGUUGUUAAUUUUAAUAGUUCUAAUUACUGCUAAUUAAAUUGGACUGAGUCACAAAAAUAUAUAUACAUACAUAACUUUAUAUAAUUUUCGAUUUAAUCUUUUUGCCAAUUUCAUUUACUCGAAUAUGGUCUGCGCACUAGCUGAGGAAAAGGCCGCACAUGCAGUUUUCCGAGCGCAAAAAAACAGGAAAUAUUAUGUAUAUUUACAUAUUAUAUUUAUUUAUAUACACCACAAUAGCUAUGAGAAGCCAGCAGACAUUUUAAUGCGAACAAAUUGUCAAAAUAUUGUAAUCAGUGCAAAUUUCAUUAAUUUA
Messenger RNA from Bactrocera dorsalis (oriental fruit fly), 3907 nucleotides. It is a transcript of the gene sim, whose product is annotated as protein single-minded. Gene Ontology annotation, cellular component: transcription regulator complex; nucleus; cytoplasm. Bases 1076 to 3472 code for a protein of 798 amino acids. The transcript is spliced from 9 exons. NCBI's taxonomy places the organism in Eukaryota, Metazoa, Arthropoda, Insecta, Diptera, Tephritidae. Gene Ontology annotation, molecular function: RNA polymerase II transcription regulatory region sequence-specific DNA binding; DNA-binding transcription factor activity, RNA polymerase II-specific; protein dimerization activity. The record is from RefSeq and is a predicted model, not a curated record. Gene Ontology annotation, biological process: regulation of transcription by RNA polymerase II.